AUGCAUGUAUUUCUGUGCCUCUCACAGGGUCUUCUGUCUGAGAUUCUUAGAAAAGAGGAAGACCCCAAGAUAGCGUCUCAGUCACUCCUGGUCAACCUGCGAGCGAUGCAGAACUUCCUGCAGUUACCGGAAGUGGAGCGCGAUCGCAUCUACCAGGAUGAGAGGGAGCGCAGCUUGACCGCGGUCUCUGCUAUGGGCCCCGCUCCCCUCAUCAGCACCCCUCCAACACGCCCUGUACAGGUGAAGCCCAGCCCUCUGUCCUCAGAGUGGAACGGGAAAUCGGAGAACUGUGUGUUAAACAUCAACUCCUCCAUCUACGACGAGAUCCAGCAGGAGAUGAAGAGGGCCAAAGUGUCCCAGGCCAUGUUCGCCAAGGUCGCCGCCUCGAAGAGCCAGGGCUGGCUCUGUGAACUGCUCCGUUGGAAAGAGGACCCAUCUCCGGAGAACCGCACGCUCUGGGAGAACCUGUCCAUGAUCCGCCGGUUCCUCAGUUUGUCCCAAUUGGAACGAAAGACAACACUUAUGCGAUCGUAUACGAAAAAGUAUUUUAAGAGUUUGACAUGUAGCAUAUUUGUCUCUCGCCCCUCUCAGACUCAUCAACAGCCUUCCUCUCAGCUCCAAGUGCCGCUGCCCCUGCCUCACCCCUCACAGCCUCCUCUAUCCCAGCAUCCCCUGCAGCAGACGGGACCGCGGCUGCCCCCGCGGCAGCCCUCCACGGCUUCGCCCGCCGAGAUCGAGGACGAGAGCCGCUGCAAGAGCCGCCAAGGCAACCGCAUCUCCAUGGAGGCGCUGGGCAUCCUGCAGAGCUUCAUUCAGGACGUGGGCCUUUAUCCGGACGAGGAGGCCAUCCACACGCUCUCGGCACAGCUGGACCUGCCCAAACACACCAUCAUCAAGUUCUUCCAGAACCAGCGCUUCUACAUCAACCACGCCGGCAAGCUGAAAGAGCCGCCCCUGGGCUUCCCCUCCAACAACAACAACAAGGACGAGGGCCUGACGGACUUCAAGGGGGAUGAGCUGCUGACCGAGCUGGACGAGAGCGUGCAGACCAACAGCACCAUGUUCUCCAUUAAAAUGGAAGAGCACCUGAUGCACGAAACGCACGCCAUGAGACAGGCCCAAACUGAGCAGGAGGCCAAAGAGUAACGGACGGCUUUCUUUUGCUUCUGGUGUUAUUCUCGUUCACUCUUGUCUGUGUUCCAUGAGCGAAACUGUAAGACUUUUUACACGAGAUGAUUAACUUUCACAGUUUUGUAAAGCGUGGACUAUUUCACUGUAAAGACUCGUGCAUCAUUUCAAUAAUCUGCACAAUGAAACGAAAUGUAAAAAGAAAAAUCCUAAAGGAAUAGUUCACUCCUAAAUGAAAAUGUUGUUUCCUUUCAAGUGAAUGGCGACUUGGGCUGUCAAGCUCCGAAAUGCACAAAGGCAUCAUAAAAUAUGUUUUAUGAAAGUCAUUUUAUGACAGGGUAAUGGUAUAUAUC
Molecule: messenger RNA, 1481 nt
Organism: Sinocyclocheilus grahami
Lineage: Eukaryota; Metazoa; Chordata; Actinopteri; Cypriniformes; Cyprinidae
Product: DNA-binding protein SATB1-like
Exons: 4
Coding region: 1-1146 (381 amino acids)
Biological process (GO): regulation of transcription by RNA polymerase II; chromatin remodeling
Molecular function (GO): RNA polymerase II cis-regulatory region sequence-specific DNA binding; DNA-binding transcription factor activity, RNA polymerase II-specific
Source: RefSeq, a predicted model, not a curated record